AUGUGGAUACAAAGCUGUGGAAGUUUAAACGACUUGGACGGUGUGGAGAAAGUUGUAGAGGAGAUGAAAGAUGAUUCCUCGUGGGAUACAUUUGCUAAUUUAGCAUCGAUCUAUGCUAAAGCUGGUCUCUAUAGUAAAGCAGAAGCAGCGUUGAAGUCUUUGGAAGAGAAGAUGAACCCACACAAGCGUGAUUCGUAUCAUUUCCUCAUUAGUUUGUACGCUGGAAUCUCUAAUCCUUCCGAGGUUUAUCGAGUUUGGGAGUUGUUAAAGAAGGGUCACCCUAACGUCAACAACUCGAGUUGUCUUGCAAUGAUGCAAGCACUGAGUAGACUCAAAGACAUGGAGGGAAUCAAGAAGGUAUUUAAAGAGUGGGAAUCAACUUGCUGGAAUUACGAUAUGAGGGUGGCUAAUGUGAUGAUAAGCAGCUACUUGAAAGAGAACAUGUACGAAGAAGCUGAGGCUGUUUUCAACGGUGCGGUGAAGAAGUGUACUAAAGGUCAGUUUUCGAAGGCGAGGCAGCUUUUGAUGAUUCAUUUGUUGAAGAAUGAGAAGGUGGAGUUGGCUCUGAAGCAUUUGGAAGCAGCUGUUAUGGAUCAAGACAAGAACUGGACUUGGAGCUCAGAGCUAAUCAGUUCCUUCUUUCUCCAUUUUGAAAAGUCUAAAGAUGUUGACGGAGCAGAAGAGUUGUGCAAAACUUUGACGAAAUGGAGUCCUUUAGGUUCUGAAACUUACACUCUUCUUGUACAGACUUAUGUAGCUGCAGAGAGAACUUGUCACGGUAUGCGAGAGAGAUUGGAGGAAGAUGGGAUCGAAAUAGACCAAGAAAUGGAAGGUUUGCUUAGCAAGAUUUGCCGUUGAUUAUCACCCUAAAAAAGCAUGAAUCUGUCUACUGAUUAAUCAAUUAGUAAACGUUUUGUUUUACAUUGCGUUUAUAGAAGCGAAUUGUUCUGUUUCAGUACUUCUGGUGUUUCAUUUAACUUAAUUCAACAUAAACGUAUGAUAUUGCGUUUCUUGUAGUUAGGAAAUGGAUCUGUUCCUUUUUGUCUCCACUUUGAGAGAUCUAAAGAUUUUGAGACGAUUUUGUUUGCA
Messenger RNA from Eruca vesicaria subsp. sativa (arugula), 1089 nucleotides. NCBI's taxonomy places the organism in Eukaryota, Viridiplantae, Streptophyta, Magnoliopsida, Brassicales, Brassicaceae. The record is from the annotation of a GenBank genome assembly.